UCUUAUUUGAUACUUGGUAUACUUUGUAGUUUUUGAUGUCGUAGGACAACUGUCACUGUAACUAUUCCCGGCCUAUUGGUGUGUACAAGUUGAAACACUUGUGCUACCUUCAUCUGGUAUUCAAGUGAAGAUGGAUGGCGAAAGUCAGCCCCCCACUUUCAAGAAGGCAACAGUGAAUAGCAUGAUGCAGACGCAUUUCACGGAUAAAAAAACAAAAGCAAAUCAGGUUUCAGUGAAGCUGAUGACAGAGCUUCUGCGAGAAUUCGCUACAGAGGGUGCAGUCCGUUCUGGCAUACAGGCUAAGCGAGAGGGAUUGGAUAUGAUCACAAUUGAACAUUUUGAGAAGAUUCUUCCACAACUGCUGCUGGACUUCUGAUGUCUGUUUCUCCAUUGGAGAUCUACUGAUGGUUUGAUUUGGAAGUAAUUUGGAAGCAGUAUUCAUGGUUUACAGUCUCCAUUACAGUUACUGCGCUAUAGGGCUGUGCCCACAUGCAUAAGCGAUCCCUGCUAUCUACUCCCGGUGUCACUUUAUGGCGAAAUAUACACUAGCUAUGCCGCUAUGGGAUUAAGGUGCAGUAUUAUGGCCCCAACCUAUAUAACAAUGGUUAGCACAGUGUGAAACUCUGAGGAAGAGUCAGGCGCGAGUUCCAACACCUGCGGUGUAGCAGGUAUAACAGUACUGCUGCGGAAAAUUGGGGUGUCAAUAUUACAUGUGCACAAAUGAAUGUGUUGCUGUUGCUAACACACGUGAGUAGAGUAAAUUUUGCACUUCCCAUCAACCUGCAAAGAUACAGGAAAGCAAUAACAUGGUUAUUUUUCACAGGGCUGUAGGCUCGAAUUAAACUAUGUCACAUUUUGACUUUGUAAUAAUUUCUUGCACAGUUCACUCACAUAAAAAAAAAGAAAACUAACCUUUUCUGAAAAUGUGUAGCUAUAUUUUCCUAAUAUGUAUAUAUUUUACAAGACGUCGCUUUAAUAAAUACUAUAUUUGAAAUAAUUA
Molecule: messenger RNA, 1000 nt
Organism: Priapulus caudatus
Lineage: Eukaryota; Metazoa; Priapulida; Priapulimorpha; Priapulimorphida; Priapulidae
Product: centromere protein X-like
Exons: 7
Coding region: 131-376 (81 amino acids)
Biological process (GO): replication fork processing; DNA repair; resolution of meiotic recombination intermediates
Cellular component (GO): Fanconi anaemia nuclear complex; FANCM-MHF complex
Source: RefSeq, a predicted model, not a curated record